UUAUGGUCUCCUUCCUAAACAGUUGAAUUCAUCUCUAAAGAUGGGUUCGUUGGCAGCUUGUUCUCUUCAACCGACCCAUACCAAAAUUUUGCCCCAUACUCUCAGCUGCAAGUCUAUCAAACCCUCAUUCCUCAAUUCUCAUUAUAUUCAAAAGCCGCUUACACUUCCAUUCAAAUUCCUCUCCUCCAGAAGUUCCUCGAACUCGAACCUCCGCAGACUCUCCUCUCACUUAACCUCUCUCACCUUACCCUUCUCUAAACUUUCACAUAGUUACUCUGCUUUCCAACCCAAUAAAAAUUUAUCAAGAUUUUUUAUUGAAAAAAUAGUGGGUUUUGUUAUAGGGUCAGUUUUCUUUUUUGGAUGCUUCAAUGUAAGAGCAGCUGUAGCACUGCCUGCUCAAACAAGCAGUUCCAGUGCAAACUUUGAGGAGAAGAGAGAGACCCAGAAAGGGAAAAGUGAGGAUGAGGAAAUGUAUGAGAAGAUUUUGGAGGAGGACCCAACAAAUGUUGGGGCUUUGAAGGUGGUUUUGUAUGGGGCAAUGAGGAGAGGUAACACAAAACAGGCUGUGAAUUAUGUGGAGAAGUUGAUUGAUGUGGAGCCAGAUGAGGUCGAGUGGAGGCUUUUGAUGGCGCUUUGUUAUGAGAUCAUGGGGCAACUGAGUACUGCUAAAAGAUUGUUUCAGGAAAUCUUGGAGGAGAGGCCUCUUUUGCUCAGAGCUUUGCAUGGUCUGGCAUUGGUUAUGCACAAAAAUCAUGAAGGUCCAGCUGUUUUUGUGAUGCUUAAUAAGGCUUUAGAAAUUGCACAGCGGGAAAAAAGAGUCAUUGAGGAGAGGAAUAUAAGAAUUCUGAUUGCACAGAUGCAUGUUGUGAAGGGAGAAUUGGAAGAAGGCUUGAAUAAAUUUCAAGAUUUGGUCAAAGCGGAUCCUCGAGAUUUUCGACCUUAUCUAUGCCAGGGAAUUAUCUACAGUCUACUGGAUCAAAAGAAGGAAGCUGCAGAACAGUUUGAAACAUAUCGAGCUCUUGCACCUGAAGAAUUUCCACAAAGGGGAUUUCUUGAUGAUGUUGUGUUGGCAGCCAAAACCAAAUCUGGUAAACAGUUUCAGAAGGAGUUUGAUGCUGAGUUCUCAAACCGGAAGUAACAAAGCACUUAUUCUCUCAGAUAUGGACCGCCAUGUGCAACUUUAAGGGCAAUGUAAAGUAGUUGGCAGGUGCAGUUCAUGUGGAUAAAAGUCAAACUAUGUGAGUUUCUAAACCAGGUCUGUAUUUGGAUUCAUUUAAUCGGUUUUGAGAUUGGCAUUUCAGCUUGGAAUUGGUUCCAGACUUGAAUUGUUGUUGUCUGAGAGACUCCAUCGACUUUCAGUUUUACCGGAGUUAUCCUCUUUGUCAUUGUAUGUCAUCAUUUUAUACAAGGCCAAAUUCUUGUGUCA
Molecule: messenger RNA, 1426 nt
Organism: Prunus avium (sweet cherry)
Lineage: Eukaryota; Viridiplantae; Streptophyta; Magnoliopsida; Rosales; Rosaceae
Product: Tetratricopeptide repeat (TPR)-like superfamily protein
Molecular function (GO): protein binding
Source: RefSeq, a predicted model, not a curated record